This is a messenger RNA of Planococcus citri (citrus mealybug), 1811 nucleotides long. RefSeq lists its product as uncharacterized. The transcript is spliced from 4 exons. The coding region runs from base 346 to 1728 and encodes 460 amino acids. NCBI's taxonomy places the organism in Eukaryota, Metazoa, Arthropoda, Insecta, Hemiptera, Pseudococcidae. The record is from RefSeq and is a predicted model, not a curated record.
GUAAACGCUUCUACCCAACAAAAGUUGAUCAUUUGUAGAGAAGCAUCAGAUUAGAUGCCAAAUAUUAAAAUAUUCUUGCGUUCUUGAAUUUUAUCUCAUUUAUCGACCACUCGUCGGUAAAUAGGUAAUUUAUUUUUUAACACAUUUCAACAGGCAGUUUGCACGGUUGGUUGAGUUGUGGAAAUGUUAGUGUUCGUUCGGUAAUUGUUUAUUGGAUUGAAAACAAAUUUUAUAAUGAGUUAUUUUUCGAACUGUGAUUUAUUAAUUAAUAAUUUAUAUUGCAAAAUGUAUUAAUGUGAUUAUUAGAUUUUUAAAAAAUAUAUAUAUUUUUCAAAUACUGCAGAGAUGAGGAAAAUGCUAAAAUUGCGCGAAUUAGUACUGCUUCUAAUAUUUGCAGUAACAUUAUCAGAUUCUGCAUUGAACAGUGAUCUAUUAGAGCUUUAUGAUUUAAAAGUGAAAAAUAAUGAACCAACGUGUAGAUUAGUCACUCAUGCUAAUUUACCAGAAAAUAGGCGUACACUGGCAGGUCGAGGUUGUAUGUGUGAUGAAGAAUGUAUAAAAUACAAAGAUUGCUGUAAAGAUUCGCCAUAUUAUAGACCAAAUGAACAAAGUUUAGCUCCAUCUCAUCACUGUAAUGAAUUUACCGCGGUAUACUUGAUGUCCGACUGUCCAUCAAACUGGGAAGAUUCGGAUACGAAGGAAUUAUGCAAAAAAUCCGUACAACCUUUAGAAGAUCAAGAUAUCUCCAUGAUUCUACCCAUAGGCAACGUGAAAACUCGAGAAGUAUUCGGAAAUCGACAUUGCGCCCAUUGUAAUAACGACGUCGAUAUGGAAAAUUGGGUCCAGUUCCCGAUGGGAGUAGCUACCGGCGAAGCUCCUCCAGGAUACUUGAAACCAAUAAGAUAUAAGAUCGAAACUCCUUCUUAUACGGACUCCAGCCCUCCUUCGACCACCGUUGAGAAACCAUAUCCUUACAUUUAUCUUCCGCCAUCGAGUAGAUUAUCAAGUGGUGAAUUAGAAACAAAAAAUUGCAACAAUAGUUGCCAAGUUAAAGUUAUAAAUAACAUAAUAACUCAACCAUCCCCCGGUAUCCUUCUAGAUAUACAUUUAUACAUAUACAACGAUACUGUGCUAGAUGGUGGAAAUACGCAAUGGCCUGUACAGUUGCAAAGUAUCAUUCCCUCCAAUUCUGAAAAUUCGUACAAUAAUUUCAGACGAGCUAAACGUGACAACAAGUAUAAAAUUGAUUUUAAAAAAUACUCUGCAAAAGCCGAAGAGAUUUGUGCCAACGCCAAGUACGACAUCGAAAACAAAGAAUAUAUUAGUCAAUAUAAUAAUAAAAAUUUCAUUUGCCGAUUUCUUCCUAUUUUGCCCGAAAAUGCUGAUCAGUUUACUAGACGAUGCGUUCCAUAUUUGGAACGAAAAUGUCCGAAUGGUUAUAAAAAUCAGGCGAUUAAAGAAGAAUGUUCUAUUUAUACGAAUGUCGUUUAUAAUAAAUCGAGUAAGAAGCCGUAUAGAAAUAAAGACUGUGCUCGUUGCAAUGACGAAAAAGAAGAUAGUGUCAAUGGUAUACCUCAAGAUACGCGCGAUGGCAGCACAAGUAAAGCUCCAGAAGCUGCAGAUGGGGCGAACAAUUAUAAACCAGGCGGAAGUAAAGGACACAUGCAAAGUAUUUUCAACAGAGAAGAUGAGAGAAAAGAGGCGCCGCCGGUAACUGAUAGAGAAUGAGAAAAGUCUAAAAAAAACAAUAACUGUAAAGAUUUAACUUGAUGAAAAUAUGUGCAUUUUUGAAAAUAAAUUUUAGCACGAGU